ACAGACGUGUCCCCGCGACAGCACCUCGCGCAGUGCAGAGAUUUACUCCAGCAAGACCAACCAGUGGACGCUCGUCCACCCGAUGCCCAAGGCACUCAUGGGCAUGGCGGCCGUCACGGUCGACAACAGCAUCUGGAUCUUCGGAGGCGUUACCCGCGACAGCGAAGGCUCCAGCAUCGAGGACGUCACCUACGUUUUCGAUCCGCGAACGGACGCCUGGGUCACUCGCUCACCCAUGACAAUGAGGAGAGCCUUUUCCUCAGCCGUGUCCGUGCAACGCGACAUCUGGCUGGUAGGCGGCAUUGUGAAUCUGCGGCCGCUGGAGUGCACCGACCGCAUCGACGUGCUCCGAGGGGCACACGACAGCUGGGAGCCACGCGCCGCCCUGCCUUUGCCCAUGCACUCCAUUCGAAUCGUCAAGACAGGCUCUGAGCUGUAUCUGGUGGGCGGCCAGACUAUCGUCAACAGCCCACGUGGGGAAGUAAUCGUGUUCAACCGCGCAGAGCGCCGCUUCGUGAAGUGCACUGAGACUCCGAAGACCCUUAUCGGAUUUGCAGCCGUGUUACUGCCCCGGGCUUCCACGGUUCUGCGUCGCUAUCCGCUGAUGCGGCAUCCUUCGAAAGUAGUCACAUCGCGAGAACCCUCCAUGACUCAGUGGCGGCACACGAGCCUGAAUGACCUUGUACCAGUGCACAUCGAGAAAUGGCCACCCAGCCAGCCUUCAACAACCACCGUGAACGCCGACGAUGGUACCGGCGAACACAGCACGAAAAAGUACGCGCACUAUGCAACGUUGCGCGCAGACAUGGACCCGAACCUUGGGAUGCUCCAGCACAUGGACGGCUCCUUCCUGAAAACAAGGCUUGCCUUGGGACUCCGCAUGACACCCGAGUGGAUGUCGUCUGGGCUCCGCCAGCUCAAACAGUCGCAGCUGCCGUGCGACCCAUGCUUCCCGGUAAUAUUGAUUAUAGGCGGACUCGACCCCCGAAACCCACUGGGCUCGUCAGGUUCGGCUGUCCUGAAAUACCACCCGCUUAAGGAUCGUUGGAUGCUGGUUAACGCUAUGCCAGAGCCCCGAACCUACCAUGCAGUUGCUUACAUUAAUGACACCAUCUUUGUGACUGGCGGCUACUCAACACUCAACAGGAAGAGUGGCGAAAUGGUCGCCACAAAAACGACGUUCAUCAUGAACACUAAAACGGGCAACUGGGAAAGACUACCGGACAUGCUGGAUGAAAGGGCGUGCCAUGCAUCAAUCGCAACAGAAGGGAGAAUAAUAGUUUUUGGUGGAAGAGGACACGAUGGAAGAUUGCUUUCUUCUGUUGAAGCAUAUGACUUGAAGAACGACAAAUGGAAACGGUUGAACUCAAUGCCCAAGCCAAGAAUGGGCAUGACUGCAGUGGCUAAGGAUGGAAGCAUCUGGCUUUUGGGAGGAAUGUCAGAGAGGCACAACAGCCCUACUGUUUCUGAAGUUCUUCUGUAUUCACUACAGCUAGACAGCUGGAGUUCAGAUUCGCCACUCAGGCUGCCUAGAGCCUUUUCAUCUGCAACUCUCAUCAAUGGCAACAUCUGGCUCUGUGGAGGCUGUAGCACUAGCACCGAAGAGAAGCACCCUGUCAGCAUGGACUCCAUUGAUGUUCACACACAGCAUUCAGAAUGGAAAAAAACUUGCACACUUGGAGUGGCCAGACACAGCGCUUCCAUUGCGACCAUAGGUUCGUGCAUAUUCAUCUUCGGUGGUAUCAACAGCCAAGAGUGGGGUGUACUCUCAAAGAGCACAUUAAUUGUCACAGAUCGAAAGGCUGUGGUGUCACCAAGCCCAAUGCCCCAGGCAGUGUCUGGACAUGCUGCUGUCGCUCUGUGGCCUUCAAGUAGUCGGCACCCAAUUUCAAGCACCAAGUGGAGUGAUGCCAUAUUUGAAAAGCAUGGUUGA
Messenger RNA from Rhipicephalus sanguineus (brown dog tick), 1933 nucleotides. RefSeq names its product alpha-scruin-like. Gene Ontology annotation, molecular function: protein binding. The record is from RefSeq and is a predicted model, not a curated record. NCBI's taxonomy places the organism in Eukaryota, Metazoa, Arthropoda, Arachnida, Ixodida, Ixodidae. Bases 83 to 1933 code for a protein of 616 amino acids. The transcript has 11 exons.